Messenger RNA from Rhinichthys klamathensis goyatoka, 816 nucleotides. RefSeq names its product flavin reductase (NADPH)-like. The coding region runs from base 119 to 778 and encodes 219 amino acids. The transcript is spliced from 5 exons. The record is from RefSeq and is a predicted model, not a curated record. NCBI's taxonomy places the organism in Eukaryota, Metazoa, Chordata, Actinopteri, Cypriniformes, Leuciscidae.
AUCAGCAGCUGUUUGACCUAAGUUAUGUUUGACAGCAGGAAGCGCUUGCACGUGUUUGCUGUUGCUUAGCCGCCCCCAUUCAACAGGAGCGAUUUUGGAGGUUUUGUCUUGAUUAAACAUGAAGAUUGCUGUACUUGGAGCGACUGGUCAAACAGGACAGCAGCUGGUGAAUCAGGCUCUUCAGCAAGGACACUCCGUCACAGCCGUCGUCAGAAACCCGGGAAAACUGACUGUAACACACGAGAACCUCAAGGUGGUUGAGGGAGACAUUUUUUCUGAAGACAGCCUGAAACCGCAUUUCAAAGGCCAGGAUGCUGUGUUGUCCUGUCUUGGCUUUCCAAUCUCAUUUUUUUAUGGAAUCACUGGCUACACCCAGUCUAUGACAGCAGCAUUAAAUGCUAUGCGUGAUGCCAAAGUGAAUCGAAUCAUCACCAUGACCUCAUGGUACACUGACCCUAAUUCAGGCUCCAAUUCUUCCUUACUCAUCCGCUUCAUGUUGCUUCCCAUGAUUAGAAGCGUUCUGAACAACAUGUAUGAAAUGGAAAACUUUCUUAAGCAGACUGAUGACAUCAACUGGACUGUUGUCCGGCCUCCUGGUCUCAAGAAUACACCAACAACAGCCAAUGAGUUCCUCACACAUGAAGGUUAUUAUGUCCCUGAUGAAAAUGGUCUGCCAAUCGGCCAGUCUGUGUCAAGAGGAGAUGUGGCUCGUUUCAUGCUCUCUCUACUCAAUAACAAUGCCUGGAUGAAGAAAGCUGUUGCUAUCAUCACCAAAUGAGUUUGCACUUUACUUGCUCAACGUGAACUAGAGAAAAA